Cladophialophora carrionii CBS 160.54 is the source of this 4635-nucleotide messenger RNA. RefSeq lists its product as uncharacterized. Gene Ontology annotation, biological process: actin filament organization; vesicle transport along actin filament. Lineage: Eukaryota; Fungi; Ascomycota; Eurotiomycetes; Chaetothyriales; Herpotrichiellaceae. The coding region runs from base 1 to 4635 and encodes 1544 amino acids. The record is from RefSeq and is a predicted model, not a curated record. Gene Ontology annotation, cellular component: cytoplasm; vesicle; myosin complex. Gene Ontology annotation, molecular function: actin filament binding; ATP binding; microfilament motor activity. The transcript has a single exon.
AUGGCGAGCUGGGAAGUCGGCACCCGGGCCUGGUUCCCCAACCAGGCCGAGGGCUUCAUCCCCGGCGAGCUGGCGGAGCGAAAGGCAUUAGGAGAUGGGAAGAUAGCCCUCGUCUUCACCCUCUCCGACGAGUCAAAGCAAGUCGUCGAAACCACAGAGACCGCGCUGCUCGACACGCAGAAUGCCUCCCUCCCGCCCCUGAUGAACCCUCCUAUGUUCGAGGCCGCCGAAGAUCUGACGAAUCUGUCCCAUCUGAACGAGCCGGCCAUCCUGCAGGCCAUCAAGCUUCGAUAUGCCCAGAAAGAGAUCUACACGUAUAGCGGUAUCGUUCUCAUAGCAACCAAUCCUUUCGCGCGGGUAGACUCCCUCUACGUGCCCCAGAUGGUGCAAGUAUAUGCUGGCAAGCAAAGAGCGUCCCAAGCACCCCAUUUGUUUGCCAUCGCGGAAGAAGCAUACACAGACAUGUUGCGAGACUCGCGGAAUCAGACCGUCGUCGUGUCUGGAGAGUCUGGCGCCGGUAAAACAGUCAGUGCCAAAUACAUCAUGCGCUACUUCGCGACGAGAGGAGCCCCUGGGCAAGCGAGCAAGGGGACCAAACCCAGAGCUGAUGCCAUCAGCGAGACGGAAGAGCAGAUCCUGGCAACCAACCCGGUCAUGGAAGCAUUUGGCAACGCGAAGACAACGAGAAACGACAACUCCUCUCGAUUCGGAAAAUACAUCGAAAUCAUGUUUGACUCGAAUACCGACAUUAUUGGUGCCCGGAUAAGAACGUAUCUGCUGGAACGAUCAAGACUCGUGUUUCAGCCCUUGAAAGAGAGGAAUUACCACAUAUUCUACCAGUUGGUGGCCGGCGCCACCGAAGAGGAGAAGCAAGAGCUCGGUCUGCUAUCGGUAGAGGAGUUCGACUACCUCAACCAAGGAAACGAGCCUACAAUCGACGGCGUUGACGAUGCUGCUGAGUUCGCUGCGACAAGGAAGUCGCUGACCACGAUCAACGUCUCUCCAGCUUCGCAAAAGGAGAUCUUCCGGGUCCUUGCAGCUCUUCUGCAUAUCGGUAACAUCAAGAUUACUGCCACGCGAACUGACUCCACCCUUUCUUCCAGCGAGCCGUCCGUGGUCAAGGCCUGUGAGAUCCUGGGUAUUGAUGCGGGUGACUUCGCAAAAUGGACGGUGAAGAAGCAGCUCAUUACGCGAGGAGAGAAGAUCACCUCAAAUCUCACUCAACAGCAAGCCACCGUUGUGCGAGAUUCAGUCGCCAAAUUCAUCUACUCUAGCCUGUUCGACUGGUUGGUCGAGACGAUCAAUCACGGCCUCGCGACUGACGAAGUCCUUCAGCGACUCAACACCUUCAUUGGCGUGCUCGAUAUCUAUGGGUUCGAACACUUUGCGAAGAACUCCUUUGAGCAAUUUUGCAUCAAUUACGCCAAUGAAAAGCUCCAGCAAGAAUUCAAUCAACAUGUGUUCAAACUUGAGCAGGAAGAAUACAUGCGGGAAGAGAUCGACUGGACUUUUAUUGACUUUUCCGACAAUCAGCCUUGUAUCGACCUGAUCGAAGGAAAACUGGGUAUCUUAUCGCUUCUGGAUGAGGAAUCUAGGCUCCCUAUGGGCUCGGAUGAGCAAUUCGUGACAAAACUGCACCACCAUUUUGCUGCAGAUAAGCAGAAGUUUUACAAGAAGCCCCGAUUUGGCAAAUCAGCCUUCACGGUUUGUCAUUACGCCCUUGAUGUCACCUACGAGUCCGAUGGCUUCAUCGACAAGAAUCGUGAUACGGUACCUGAUGAACAGAUGGAAGUCCUUAAGAAGUCCACGAACCGCUUCUUGGUCGAGGUGCUUGAAGUUGCCGCGUCAGUCAGAGAAAAGGAUACAGCCCAAACCUCAUCGAAGACGGUUGGUGCCGGGGGGGGACGCCGAGUCGGCGUGGCUGUUAAUCGCAAGCCCACCCUGGGCGGUAUCUUCAAGAGCUCUUUGAUCGAGCUCAUGCAAACCAUCAACUCGACAGAUGCACAUUACAUCCGAUGUAUCAAGCCUAAUGAAGCGAAGGAGUCGUGGAAGUUUGAAGGUCCUAUGGUGUUGAAUCAACUUCGGGCUUGUGGCGUCCUUGAAACUGUCCGCAUCAGCACGGCCGGUUACCCAACGCGAUGGACCUACGAGGAAUUUGCUCUUCGUUAUUACAUGUUGUGCCGAUCCGCCGAAUGGACGACCGAGAUUCGUACCAUGGCCCAAAACAUUCUUGUGAAAGCGCUAGGCAAGCUUGCCCACGAGAAGUCGGACAAAUAUCAGCUUGGUCUGACCAAGAUCUUCUUCCGCGCCGGCAUGCUCGCUUUCUUGGAGAACCUUCGGUCUGCCCGUCUCAAGGAGUGUGCUAUCAUGAUCCAGAAGAACUUGCGCGCGAAAUACUACCGCCACAAGUAUCUUGACGCUCGACAGUCCAUCCUCGGCUUUCAAGCCGCAACACGUGCAUUCCUCGCCCGACGGAAAGCUGAGGAAACGAGACAGACCAAAGCUGCCACCGAUAUCCAGAGAGUGUGGAGGGGCCAAAAGGUGCGAAAAGAGUAUCUUCGGAUCCGAAGCAACCUCAUCUUGUUCGAAUCGAUUGCCAAAGGCUAUCUGUGCAGGAAAAACAUCCUCGAAACACGUAUUGGCAAUGCAGCGAUUACAAUUCAGCGGGCCUUCCGCUCGUGGCGAGCACUGCGUGCCUGGAGACAACACCGCAGAAAGGUGGUUAUUAUACAGAACUUGUGGCGUGGUAGGGUUGCUCGGCGAGACUACAAGAAGAUGCGUGAGGAGGCACGCGAUCUCAAGCAGAUCUCCUACAAACUGGAAAACAAGGUCGUGGAGCUUACACAAUCGCUGGGAGCUCUGAAACGAGAGAACAAGGGUCUGGUCUCGCAAUUGGAGAACUACGAGAGUCAACUGAAGUCGUGGAGGUCAAGACACAAUGCUCUGGAAACUCGGACUCGAGAACUUCAAAGCGAGGCCAACCAAGCUGGCAUUGUCGCAGCGCGGUUGGCUGCGCUGGAAGAAGAUCACGCCAAGCUCCAGAGCAGUCACGACGAGCAUAUGGGCAAUGCUAAGAGGCUGCAAGAAGAAGAACGCAAGCUGCGGGAGUCGCUCAAAACUUCCAAUGCCGAGCUGGAGAGCCUACGGCAAUCGGUAUCGGCGCACGAGAGCGAAAAGGGCACGCUGAGGCAGCAAAUUAACGAGCUACAAGAUCAGCUUGAAAUCGCCAGACGCGCCCCUCCUCCGCCGGCGACGAACGGUGCCACCAACGGAGAAUAUGUCAACGGCACCUCACAGCUCGCAAAUGGUCUGAUCAAUCUCGUUUCCUCCAAAAAGCCUGUCAAGCGACGGAGUGCUGGGGCCGCUGAGAGAAGCGAAACGGACCGAUACAGCGGCGCAUACAGCGCUCGGCCUAUGUCCAUGGCGAUUGACACCCACAGCAAGACUCUCUCCGGUUCUACGUUCAAUCCGGGUUUGGACAGCGUGGAAGUGGAACUUGAAAACCUCCUUGCGCAAGAGGAAGAACUCAACGAUGAAGUCACGAUGGGUCUCAUUCGAGGCAUCAAGAUCCCUCAGCCAGGCGCCAACCCUCCUCCGACAGACAAAGAAGUCUUGUUCCCCUCCUACCUCAUCAAUCUGGUGACUUCGGAGAUGUGGAACAAUGGCUUCGUCAAGGAAUCCGAGCGCUUCCUCGCCAAUGUUAUGCAAUCCAUCCAGCAAGAAGUUAUGCAACACGAAGGGGAGGAAGCAAUCAACCCGGGCGCGUUCUGGUUGUCUAACGUCCACGAGAUGCUAUCCUUCGUCUUCUUGGCCGAGGACUGGUAUGAGGCUCAAAAGACGGACAAUUAUGAGUAUGAUCGCCUGCUUGAAAUUGUCAAGCACGACCUGGAGAGUCUCGAGUUCAACAUCUACCAUACCUGGAUGAAGGUGCUGAAGAAGAAAUUGCACAAGAUGAUCGUGCCCGCUAUCAUUGAAUCGCAGUCCCUUCCCGGCUUCGUCACGAACGAGAGCAACCGUUUCUUGGGCAAGUUGCUUCCGUCCAACAAUACGCCUGCCUACAGCAUGGACAACCUGCUCAGCUUGCUGAAUAAUGUCUUCAAAGCGAUGAAAGCGUAUUACCUCGAGGACAGCAUCAUCACUCAGACAGUGACGGAACUGCUGCGUCUCGUCGGUGUCACAGCUUUCAACGAUCUCCUCAUGAGGCGCAACUUCCUCUCGUGGAAGCGUGGAUUGCAGAUCAACUACAAUAUUACGAGGAUUGAAGAAUGGUGCAAGAGCCAUGAUAUGCCCGAGGGCACACUGCAAUUGGAGCAUCUCAUGCAAGCUACGAAACUGCUGCAAUUGAAGAAAGCGACGCUCAACGAUAUCGAGAUCAUUCAGGACAUCUGCUGGAUGUUAUCGCCCAACCAGAUCCAGAAACUUCUCAAUCAGUACCUCGUCGCAGACUACGAGCAGCCCAUUAACGGUGAGAUCAUGAAAGCCGUGGCCUCGAGGGUGACCGAGAAGAGUGAUGUGCUGCUGCUUGCCCCAGUGGACAUGGAAGACAGCGGGCCUUAUGAGAUUGCUGAACCGAGAGUCAUCACCGCGUUAGAGACGUAUACUCCGUCAUGUAAGUUUCAUCCCCAUGAGGUCUAA